AUGGGGAAUGCAAUAAAUAAACUAAUUGGGCAUUACAGUAAUGUAGAAAAGAAGAAGAAGAGCGAGUACAAAUUUGGGAAGGUGUUGGGCUGCGGAUCCUUCGGAGUCGUGCGAGAAUGCAUCAACAGACAGACGAAGGAAGUGUAUGCCGUGAAGAUUAUCAAAAAAAAAAGAAAACACACAAAAAAUUUAAAUUUUGAAAAAAUGGUAAAAAAUGAAAUAAAAUAUCUCUCCGUAAUGAGCCACGAAAACAUUAUCAAGUUCAAGGAUUUCUUUGAGGACAAGCACAAGUUCUACAUUAUUUUGGAGAAGUGUGAGGGCGGCGAGUUGUUUUAUACAGUGAUUAAAAAUAAGUGUCUACUGGAGAGUGAGUCCAUCCAGAUUGUACGUCAGAUUUGUUGUGCACUGGAGUAUUUGCAUUCCAGGAAUAUUAUUCACCGGGACAUUAAGGCAGAGAAUUUCCUCUUUAAAAAUAAAAACACGAAAAGCAUCAAGUUAAUAGACUUCGGAAUGGCCAAGAAGGUGAACUGCGAAUACCUGACCGAACUGUGCGGCUCCCCCCACUACAUUUCGCCUGAACUGAUCAGAAAGAAGUACACGAUGUCGUCGGACAUUUGGGCCCUGGGAGUUAUGGUGUUCUUCAUGCUGACUGGAAAAUACCCAUUUGAGGGGAAGAACACUCCCAAAGUUGUGGACGAAAUACUCAACAAAAAUAUAAACUGGAAGAGCAAAGAAUUUUCCUCCCUUUCCGUUGAGGCUGUGGAUUUUUUAAAAAAGCUGUUGGAGAGAAAUGAAAAGAAAAGACUCACGGCAUUUCAAGCGCUCAAUCACCCGUGGAUCAAGCCCCAAGUGGAGUAG
This is a messenger RNA of Plasmodium knowlesi strain H, 858 nucleotides long. Its product is annotated as calcium-dependent protein kinase, putative. Gene Ontology annotation, molecular function: calcium-dependent protein serine/threonine kinase activity; ATP binding; calmodulin binding. The transcript is spliced from 9 exons. The record is from RefSeq and is a predicted model, not a curated record. The coding region runs from base 1 to 858 and encodes 285 amino acids. Gene Ontology annotation, biological process: protein autophosphorylation; intracellular signal transduction; peptidyl-serine phosphorylation. NCBI's taxonomy places the organism in Eukaryota, Apicomplexa, Aconoidasida, Haemosporida, Plasmodiidae. Gene Ontology annotation, cellular component: nucleus; cytoplasm.